This is a messenger RNA of Chenopodium quinoa (quinoa), 1293 nucleotides long. Its product is annotated as gibberellin-regulated protein 14. NCBI's taxonomy places the organism in Eukaryota, Viridiplantae, Streptophyta, Magnoliopsida, Caryophyllales, Amaranthaceae. The transcript has 3 exons. The coding region runs from base 143 to 967 and encodes 274 amino acids. The record is from RefSeq and is a predicted model, not a curated record.
UUCUAUUUAUAUCUUAUGUUGUCACUUGGAUUCAUCCAUCACUCCACACACUUAACACUCUUAACUUCACUUUCUCCCAACUCCUUUGGAGUUGCCUUUGUUUUCUUCUACUGUUACUCUUUCUCUUUUUAGCUAAAAAAAAAUGGGUUCAAACCACUCUUAUUGUUUCCUCCUCAUCGCCCUCCUUGUGUUUGCUACCACAGAUGGGGUAUAUGUUGCACCACUACCAGGUUCAGCAACACCAACACCAGCUGCUGCCCCGAAGGCGUCCCCACCAGUAACGGUAAUUGCCCCAUACCCAUCUACAGCGCCUUCUCCAAAGGCACCUGUGGUAGCUCCAUACCCACCUAAGACGCCCAUCAUUUCACCGCCAAAGGCACCUGUGGUUGCUCCAUACCCACCUAAGGCACCCAUCGUUGCACCGCCAAAGGCUCCAGUGGUUGCACCACCAAAGGCACCCAUUGUUGCACCACCAAAGACACCCGUCGUUGCACCACCAAAGGCACCAGUGGUUGCACCACCUAAGACACCCAUUGUUGCACCACCAAAGACACCAGUUGUUGCUCCAUACCCACCUAAGGCACCCAUUGUUGCACCACCUAAGGCACCCGUCGUUGCUCCUUACCCUCCUAAGGCACCCCUCGUUGCACCAAACCCGCCUAAGGCACCCGUGGUUGCUCCAUACCCACCAAAGGCACCCGUCGUUGCUCCUACUCCCCCACUUGUCAAGCCACCUUCCCCUGCACCUUACUACGGCAGUCUACCACCAGUUAAAAAAGAAGAUUGUGUACCCUUGUGCGAGAAAAGGUGUUCAUUGCACUCGAGGAAGCGGCUAUGUGUGAGGGCUUGCUCGACUUGUUGUUCAAGAUGCAAAUGCGUGCCACCGGGCACAUACGGCAACAAAGAACAAUGUGGUAGGUGUUACACAGAUAUGACCACCCAUGGAGGCAAGCCUAAGUGCCCUUGAAUGAAAAGGCCAGUCGAUGUUACAUCCUCUCUUAAUAGUUGUGUCAUAUCAUAUUAUAUAUAGUAUUAUAAGACAUAAGUAUUAUAUAGUAGUAAUCUAGAAGGUUUAAAUAAUUUAAUAUUAGCAUGAUUUUCAAGGCAUAAUUGUGGUUUGGAUUUUAUUUUGCUCUUACGAUGUAAUAGCAGUAUGGUCCAUCUUUACUGUAAAAGAUGUGCUAGGAAAUUAUUCUUGUAUGUCGGCUGUGUCUUGUGUGACUUUAGAUUCGCAUUCCGAUGAAAAUUAUUAGUUUUAUUAUUCAAGAUGAUAGAUUAAUAUUACUUCCUCUA